GAUAUUUGUAGAAUGCACCAGAAAAAAAAAUUUGUCAGUAAAGUCGGAAUUUCUCCUCCCUCCCUCUUUUUGUAUUUUACUGUUAGAUGAUAUUUUUUUUUUUAAGUUUAUAACUAUAAAACACGCAUUGCCUUUUAAUUUAUUUUUAUAAAUCUGUACUAUCACUGAUUUUUAAAAUCCAAUAUGUAUCCUUUCUAUUUCGAACAAUUUCCUACUACCUCUACCACUAUGGCUUAUCAACCUCAAUGGUCAAUUGAUGAUUAUAUUCAACUUCAAUAUUUGGCUCGUCAAGAACAAAUUCGACGUGAACAACAAAUAGCUGCUCUUCAAGCCUAUCGUGAAAAGCAACAAGAACAACUUCGUCUUCAAAAGGCUCUUUAUCAACUUCAAGUAAUGGCAGAAAUUCGUCACAAACAACAACAACAACGUCAACGUCAACGUGAAGCCGCUAUUCAAGCUUAUUAUGAAGAAAAACGAAGACAACAAGAAGAAGAAGAAGAACGUCGUAGAAUCGCUCUUCGUCGUUACCAGUCAUUCUAUGACUCUAUGUAUUCUCAACCUGAACUCAUAUUCUGUAAUUUGGAAUAUGAAAAGCCUAGUCCUGUUGCCUAUCCUUCUCCAAUGGAUCUAAUGGAGGAAGAUGAUACUACUUUAUCAUCUGAUUCUGAUUCUGAAAUUGAAACUGAGGCUGAGGCUGAGGCUGAAAACGAGCUACAGCAUCAACCAGUAGUGAACAACAACAACAACAACAACAACGAGCAAUUGGAAUCCUUGAUUAAACUCAUUUUUGGUCAACAAGAAGAGACUACUACUGAAGCUAAACAAACUCAACAUGAAGAUUAUCCAUCAAAUGAAGAAAAGAAUGAUCAACAACAGGAUCACUUCUCAACAACUGAACACGGAUUAUUGAAUGAUGAUUAUGAAGAAGAAGAAGACGAGUCUCAUUAUUAUCGUAUGUCGGAAAACCCUUCUUCUCCCCUUGAAUUAAAUCAUCAAGAAAACAACGAUAUGGCCUACGAGGGACAUGAAGAAGAAUGCAUCUCUAUGACGAUGGAGGAAAUGCCUGAAUUGGUGGAUGACAUGACAGGCUCUAUCCAAAAUUUAAUGGGCCCUAUGUCAACUCAUGAUAAUAAUAAAGAAGAAUUUACCGAGUUCCCCAAGGAAGAUCCAAUCAAGUUAAGCAAGUUUGAAAUGCUUGGCCAAAUUGAACAAGAAUUAGAUGAAAUACGUCAAAAGCAUGAAGAUCAUAUCUUACAAGCCUCAUUGGAUUUCUCACCCUCUGAAAUAAAUAGACCUCAUUCUCCAGUUACAUUAAAUGCAUCCACACUUGAAAAUCGUGAAUUUCUAGGUUAUGAAGAUAUGAUCAUGAAACUCUUACUAAAGCUGGAUACGAUUGAAUCCGAGGGAGAUGAAGAAAUCCGAAAUGAACGCAAGUCUCUAGUUAAACGUGCCGAGAGUAUGCUUGAAAGAUUAGAUGAAUACAAACAAAGGGAAUGGGAACGCGCUAGUGUUAGCAGUAACUCUAGUAAUGGUAGUCACAGCGAUGAAGAAAAUUAAACUACUAUAUUUAUCCUAUUUAUUUAUAAAACAAAACAACAACAAAAUACCCUGUCAUAAUGAAUGAUCUAGAACUUUUUUCUUUUAAAUAUGUAUAUUAAUAAAAUUAAUAAUAAUUUCUACAUUUUAA
Messenger RNA from Cokeromyces recurvatus, 1687 nucleotides. RefSeq lists its product as uncharacterized. The transcript has 2 exons. NCBI's taxonomy places the organism in Eukaryota, Fungi, Mucoromycota, Mucoromycetes, Mucorales, Mucoraceae. Gene Ontology annotation, molecular function: protein-folding chaperone binding. The coding region runs from base 184 to 1557 and encodes 457 amino acids. The record is from RefSeq and is a predicted model, not a curated record.